Osmia bicornis bicornis is the source of this 3238-nucleotide messenger RNA. Its product is annotated as zinc finger and BTB domain-containing protein 12-like. The transcript is spliced from 9 exons. Gene Ontology annotation, molecular function: protein binding; DNA binding. Bases 467 to 1924 code for a protein of 485 amino acids. The record is from RefSeq and is a predicted model, not a curated record. Gene Ontology annotation, biological process: regulation of transcription by RNA polymerase II. Gene Ontology annotation, cellular component: nucleus. Lineage: Eukaryota; Metazoa; Arthropoda; Insecta; Hymenoptera; Megachilidae.
AAUUACUGUUUAUUUCCGAAAUGUUGGUAAGCCGUCUAUCGAUUCUCCCCACGUACACACCUCCUCUUCAGUCAUCGAUUGCACUUUUUGCACCUACCAUUUUUUUUCCAGAGUAAUGAGAGCCUCAUCUCAAAUCAGUAGCAUGAGAGUGCACUAAAACAGGCCACCCUCACCUGCGAAACCACCCUCACCCUCUUCGUCUCAAUGAAUCUUUCAUAUUUAAUAUCUUUCGAAAAUUUUUAAAGUGUCUCUUGCAAGAAAGAAAGACAGAGAAAGAUAAAUUCGAAGUCAAAGUGUGUGACGAGGAAAGAACAACGCUGCCAUCCGUAAGAAAGAAAAAGAGGAAAAAAGAUAGAAGUAGAAGAAGGUGACAGUAAGAAAGAGACGGAUAGAGGGUGGGUGGUGGGGGGCUCUCGGCUUAAGUGAGAGGGAGAGAGAGGAGGUUAAAGGGAGUCGAGCGAGGAGAAUGACGGAUAGCCAGCAGCAGUUUUGCUUGCGUUGGAACAACUUUCAAGCUAAUAUCACCAGCCAAUUCGAGGCUCUCAGAGAUGACGAGGAUUUCGUCGAUGUCACCUUUGCCUGCGAUGGCAGGCGUCUCCAGGCGCACAAGGUUGUCCUCUCCGCGUGCAGCCCUUACUUCAAGGAGUUGUUCAAGACAAAUCCAUGCAAGCAUCCGAUAAUAUUUAUGCGUGAUGUGGAAUUCGAACAUCUACAGUCGCUCUUGGAAUUUAUGUAUGCUGGGGAGGUUAACAUAUCUCAAGCAGAAUUACCUACAUUUCUACGAACUGCUGAGUCUCUGCAAAUCCGUGGCCUCACCGACUCUCAAAGUAAUCAGCACAACAGUGAAAAGCAUUUGAAAACAAACAACAUACACGCAUCAAACGGCCGUGGGCUGAUCUCACCAAAUUUGGAGGAGGACCGUAGCAAAACACCACCAGCCUCAAGUCCUCCACCAUUAAAAAGGCUGUGCAAACGAAGUGAUUCGCCUCAGAUAUCUAGUCCAGUACCAGCUGCGGCGGCCUGUGCAACUGGAACGCCACGCACACGGCCAUUAAUUGAGCCACAGGUUCAACUUGACUGCUAUAAAGAUCUCGAUAUUGUUGAGCCAAAAAUAGAAUUACCAGAAUAUGGAAGCGACGAUGAUUGUUCUCCAAAGCAGGAGGUUAAUGCACUGCCAAGUGGUUUUCUUAGCCUUGAUGGUGGCAUGGAAGUUUUACCAUCGUACCCUCCUUCUUACCAGGGAGGAGGAGCUGGUGGUGGCGGAGGAGGUGGUGGCGGCGGGGGUAGUGGACCAUUAGAAGGUGGAAUGCCAGGACCAUCUCAUGCCGGCAGUACGGAACUAAACCAAGAGCAACAAGGUCGAAGGGUACGUCGCGGCAGGCCGCGGCUUGGAACAAGGGGUGGAAAACAUGGAUCCCCAUCGAUGCAAAGCAACUCACCCUCGAGGAGUGAAUGGCUACCCUUGGAUAUGAGGACUACACCUCCUGCUGCGAUGCCUGCUUUCCGUGGUUUCGAGGAAUCUUCCUCCGAUGGCGUGGUGCACUUGGGGGAAGGGAUAGCAGUUUGCGAGGAACAACUAAGGGCUGUGAAAUGGAGUGAUUACAGAAAAUUAACUCGUGGUCUGGCAGCAAUUUUAUUCAGCCCCACUGAGUUGGCCACAUGUUCAGUCACAGGACAACGAUGGAGUCGGGCUGGAACUGCAACUGAAAGACCGGUGAAACCUGCGCUAGAUAAAGCCAAGGUACAGGCUAUCAUAUCCUAUGUGACAUCGAGGUUUCCCACAGUGGACGUGAGCAGUGUAAAGCAAGUAUUGGCUUACAAGUGCAAAGAAAACUCGACGGCACUCAAGAUGAAAUCUAUUAGAUACAUUUGCGAGAGACAGGAAACAGAAAGAUUACCGAGAGCAAAUCCAGAGGAUAAGUGAAAGGUUAUAGGGGUGCGUUGAACGUGCAACUAAAGCCAUUUUCGAAGAACAUCGCAGCGUUCAUUUGACUCUGGUGAUUUCUAGCGACUAUCCUUUCCGCUUCGUCCUUUCUUCGCCGUCACCUGUUCAACGACACGUUAAACUAUGACUCUUAUUAAUUAGGCUGGCCAUGCCUUGUUACCGUAUACAGCCUUCAUACACCUCAAUUGAAUUGUUUAAAAGUUUCAGCUGUAAGGUCCAAAUAAUCGUUGACAAACUGAGUUGUUUUCAACAUUUUACCUACAUUGGAACCAUGAAAUAGUAGGAUUAAUUUGUUAAGUUUUAUAGAUCGGUAUAUGUAACGAGUGAAGUCCAGGAUCUGGAAUAUCUUUGAGAGUAUGGAAAUGAGAGAAACGUUUUCUUGUUUCAACGGAUAGCUGUAAGUAAAGUAGCGAGAAUCUGAUUUUCGGGACCGGAGGGAAUACUUCUGGCAGGAUCGGGGCCGAUCUCACCCGAAGUUAUCCGUUCUUACUCUAUCUCGGCUAAGUUCGGGAUCUCGCACACGUCUAGUUGUAAAUUCUAAAGUACAUCUGUUGAGGUGACAAAGUAAGUUAGACGGUGUACAAUUUUUUAAAAGAAUCGUUUCUCUGACGCCUAUAAUCUCAGAUAUGUUUGAUCUAUUCGAUAUUUGGACUUGAAUUAAUUAGUGUUAUUGGAAUCUGGCGAAGAACCCUUUUGAAGCCUAUAGAAAGAAAUUCUAACCUAGAAUACAAAAAGUAAUGAUCGAAAUUGCAGAUUUAAUAAUGUUGAAAUAUACUGCUGAGUUUAAUUGGGAGAAACUUGCAAGAACGGAUGAAAUAUGAAUAAUUUAGCGGAAAAUAUUGGAUAUAAAAGUCGGUUUAAAAAAACUAAUAGAAAGGGAGAAAAUGAACGCGGCAUAUUUGAAUAAAACCAUCCCUGAAAGCAGAUCGGAAUGAAAAAUCGUGAAACGAUGUAAAAUUUUCAAAAGGGAAAGGGUAGAAAAACAGAGGAAAAUUUCGUUAAUAAUAAUCGUAACCACUUAUUAUUAACGAAAGAAGAUUUCGUUAAUUAUUAAGAGUAAACGAAUAUAGCACUAGCGACCCCUUAGAAAGGCAUUAAACAAGUUAAUUAGGAUAAUAAAGGAACGGAUUGAAUUUAUGCCUGAUUAAUUUUUAAUUAACUUUAUACUAGGGAGAAAAACUAAUACAAUUUAUGUUUCUUUAUAAUGAAAGCUUAAAAAAAAAAGGAAGAGUUGAAUGUUGAAUCGGUAAGGGUGUUAUUAAAUCAAAUAAUACCAAGAUUAGUAACAAAAAA